CCGCAGGGCGGGAGCAGUUCCACGGCCUGGGCUCCAUGUACUGCCGCGGCGCGGCUGCUGUCAUCCUCACCUACGACGUGACGCACCCGCAGAGCCUGGCGGAGCUGGAGGACAGGUUCCUGGGCCUGACGGACUCGGCCAGCAAGGACUGCCUGUUCGUCAUCGUGGGCAACAAGGUGGACCUCGUGGAGCAGGCCCGAGAGGGGGAUGGGCUCGGCCCUGGGCAGGUGGGGGAGCCCUGCGCCUGCCCCAGGGUGCCCAAGCAGGUGUCUCGGGAGGACGCGGUGGCGCUGUACAAGAAGAUCCUCAGGUACAGAAUGCUGGACGAGAGGGAUGCGCCGGCCGCCGAGCAGAUGUGCUUUGAGACCAGCGCCAAGACGGGCCACAACGUGGACCUGCUGUUCGAGACCGUGUUUGACAUGGUGGUGCCCAUGGUCUUGCGGCAGAAGGCCGAGGAGCCCGUGGAGACUGUGGACAUCACGAGCCAGAAGCCCCCCAAGCGGACCAGAUCCGGGUGCUGCGCCUGAGCCCCUUGGGCUCCCCGAGAGAGCGCGGGCAUCGGGGCCGCACCUAGGAUGGCAGAGUGGAGGUGACCGCUGGUCCCCGUGUGGCUGCACAUGGAUGCCGGCUGCGGAGCUGGGCACCCACGCUGCCCACCCAGCCCUGUGCAUCCCCACAGCCCCCGCGUGAGUCCUGACCUUCGCUGUGGAGCCGUGGUCGGGGUGGCCGUGUGGCACCUGCCCCAUGCCCACGUGUCCCCUGUGCCUGGCAGCUGUGUCCCUCGCGGCUGUGUUCAAGGUCCCUCCACGCUGACUCCUCCUGGGUCUGCCCGGGCGCUGGUACUUGGUACCUUAGCACCGUCACCCUCCACGUGUGACUUACACACAGCCCGGAGUGACUUGCGUCGGUGGAGGCAGCGUGGGCCUGCAUAUUAUUAAAAUUGAUUUGGGGAAAGCCUGGUGUGGA
Chinchilla lanigera (long-tailed chinchilla) is the source of this 966-nucleotide messenger RNA. RefSeq names its product RAB20, member RAS oncogene family (gene Rab20). NCBI's taxonomy places the organism in Eukaryota, Metazoa, Chordata, Mammalia, Rodentia, Chinchillidae. Gene Ontology annotation, biological process: intracellular protein transport. Gene Ontology annotation, cellular component: endomembrane system. The record is from RefSeq and is a predicted model, not a curated record. Gene Ontology annotation, molecular function: GTP binding; GTPase activity.